AAUGGACAGUCAGCCGUGUGUGUGUGUGUGUGUGGUUGACGUGGAUUUGAUGAGGGGACAGGUUGGACACUGAUAAAGACGGUAACUAGCUAGUAAAGCAGUGCACGGGGAAAGAUGAUGACGGACAUUAGGCGACAGACAGGUGAAGAUGACAGCUGUUAUUGACUGAAUGACACUUUUUAUUUUUGACUUUGACAGUGUAUGAAUACCACUUUGACUCCAAGAUUCUGCAGAAACCCGUUGGUCUGCGUGGGUAUCUGAUCUGCACAGAGCAUCAUACACACACAUAAUCUGUAGGCUGGCCAGGUGUAAGCUACAGGUUUAGGCACAGAUGCGUAUAGAUGUGACAGAGGGACAGGUCCAGGUUAACAAACAGGUAUUGGGGAUGAAGGAGAGAGGGCAGGUACCAGACAAAGAUCCCUGGCCAGUGGCCCCAGAAGUCAGAAAGAUGGGGGUUAAGGGACCCAGCUUUAAGCCCCAAAUGGAGGGGGUGAAGCGGACUCUGAGGGUGACGAACCCCUUGGCUCGGGAGUGUUUGGGAGAGCUGAUGGGAACAUUUGUUCUGCUGAUGUUUGGCUGUAGUGCAUCAGCCCAGGUGAAGACCAGUAGAGAGACUAAGGGACAGUACCUCUCAGCCAACAUGGCCUUCUCUGUAGGGGUUAUGUCUGCCAUGUACCUCUGCAAGGGGGUCUCAGGAGCCCAUCUGAACCCAGCGGUCACUCUGAGUUUCUGUUCGUUGGGCAGGGUGCCCUGGGUGAAGCUGCUCCCAUACACUCUGUGUCAGGUGCUGGGAGCUUACCUGGCCUCUGGCCUGGUCUUCCUGGUCUACUAUGAUGCUAUCAUGGACUUCAGUGGACGGAAUUUGACAGUGUAUGGGGCUAAUGAGACGGCGUCCAUCUUUGCCACCUAUCCCGCAGCGCACCUAUCUCUCAGCAGCAGCAUCCUAGACCAGGUGGUGGCCACUGCCAUGUUGAUGCUCUGCAUCCUCCCAUUGGAUGACCAGAAGAAUAGUCCUGCCCCCGAUGCUCUGAUCCCGCCCAUCGUUGCCGUGGUAGUCCUGGGGAUCGGCAUGUCGAUGUCGUCCAAUUGCGGCGGCGCGAUAAACCCUGCCCGUGACCUGGGGCCACGCCUCUUGACACUGACCGCCGGCUGGGGCACUGAGGUGUUUACGUGUUAUAACUACUGGUUCUGGGUUCCCAUGAUGGCUCCUCUGCUGGGAGGGAUGCUGGGCUCUGGGAUGUAUCUGGUCUUCAUCGCAUGGCACCUGCCCGACCUUCCAACGAACCGCCCCAUAGACAGCUCCUCUACCAAGCCCACCACCGAGGUGUGGAAGCAGCCCCCAGCACCAGAGAAGGAAGGGGUGGAGUUGAAAACUGCCGUUUUCUAGAAAGGGUAGAGGAAGUCACGCCGACUGUUGAAGUGAGAAUAUUGAGCAGAAAUCUUUUCAUUUGAAUCACUGAAUUCCAACUGACUUACCAAGAGACUCCUACUAGAUGUGACCCACUGGGCAAAAACUGAUGAAUCAACGUUGUUUCCAUGUCAUUUCAACCCCCAAAAUUAAUGGGAUGAUGUUGAAUCAACAUGAAAAACUGAUUGGAUUUGCAAAAACUCAUCAAUAUAACGGCAUUUCAUCUUAUUUUCACCCAACUUUUCACCUAAUUCCAAUGUUGUUGAUUUCACGUUGACAACCCAACCAAACGUCAAUCAAAACUAGAUGUUGAACUGACUGCUUUGCCCAGUGGGGAGACAUUUCUCUGGCUGUUUCCUAUAGGAGAAAGGACAUGCUAACAGACUGAUGGGAGAACAUUUGUCCAAGCCUCCUCUCCUGUCAUUUUGAUCUAUUGAGAUGCUACUGCUGAUUGAGGAUCAGGUGUAUAUAUUAGUAGUGAGCUUCAAAAACACAUAGUCAGAGGUGAAAGGACAAAUUGAUAUUAUGAUUAGAGCCAGGCAUUCUGGUUGUUUUUUGAGGGUUUUAUCUUUGACAGGUAAUUUACAACAUUAUCCACUGGGUUUGUUGCAGGCUGAAAAUCCAAGGAAAUGCUCUAUAAAUUGAAACAAGCAGUCUCCAAUCAAUAAUGAAUUGUUUGGGUGUGAGUGAGUUUUUCGGGAGGGGGGGCAUCUAAGCUAGGGGAGGUGUCGCUCAAGCCAGGGGAGGAGUAGCUCAACGAAAAGUAAUUGCACAAAGCCUAUUAUUUGGCAGAGAAAGCUAUUUGUAUACUGAACAAAAAUAUAAACGCAACAUGUAAAGUGUUGUUCCCAUGUUUCAUGAGCUGAAAUAAAAGAUUCCAGAAAUGUUC
Salmo salar (Atlantic salmon) is the source of this 2297-nucleotide messenger RNA. RefSeq names its product aquaporin-10. Gene Ontology annotation, biological process: glycerol transmembrane transport; water transport. Gene Ontology annotation, molecular function: urea transmembrane transporter activity; water channel activity; glycerol channel activity. The record is from RefSeq and is a predicted model, not a curated record. NCBI's taxonomy places the organism in Eukaryota, Metazoa, Chordata, Actinopteri, Salmoniformes, Salmonidae. Gene Ontology annotation, cellular component: basolateral plasma membrane; plasma membrane.